AUGGUCGAGAUCCACGACUACACGGAGGAGGCUCUGGAGCCUCCGCCAAGCAGCACCGCGUCCGAUCUGGAAUCGCCGAGCGACGACGAAGUGAUCAGCUACGCCGACCUCAACCGCCGCAUGUGGAAGGACCGGAUGCGGAUGCAGAAGAUGAAGGCCGAACUCAACGCCGCCGACGAGCCCGGCACGGCGGAGAAGCUCGAGCUCUCCCGCCGCAAGAAGAUGUGCCGCGCCCAGGAUGCCGUCCUCAAGUACAUGUCAAAAAUCAUGGACGUCUGCAAGGGCCAGGGCUUCGUCUACGGCAUCGUCCCCGAGAAGGGGAAGCCAGUCACGGGGGCUUCUGACAGCCUCCGUGGCUGGUGGAAGGAGGAGGUCCGCUUUGACCGCAACGCCCCCACUGCGAUCGCCGAGUUCCUCCCCCAGGUGGCCGCGGCCGCAGAGAUCAGCCCGAACUCCUUCAUGCACAUGCUGAUGCUGCAGGAGAUCCAGGACACGACGCUGGGGUCGCUGCUUUCUGCUCUCAUGCAGCACUGCGUGCCGCCGCAGCGGCGCUUUCCGCUGGAGCGCGGUCUGGCACCGCCGUGGUGGCCGCGCGGGGAUGAGCUGUGGUGGGGGGACCAGGGGGAGGCCGCGCACGAGCACGGCCCGCCCCCCUACCGCAAGCCCCAUGACCUGAAGAAGGCCUGGAAGGUCAGCGUGCUCGCCGCGAUUAUAAAGCACAUGGCACCGGAUUUGGAGCGGAUGCGGCGGCUCGUCAACCAGUCCAAGUCGCUGCAGCAUAAGAUGACGGCGAAGGACACCGCGACAUGGGCGAAGGUCGUUAACCAGGAGGAAGCCCUGGUUAAAUUGACACAGAAAUCGCUCUGCAUCUCAAAUCAAGAUGAUGAACAAGAUGAGGUCGAGGAAGAGCUGGUUAUUGAUAGAUCGAUUAAUGCGAAUGAGAAGCGGCCGUGUGAGUUUGGGUCCGGGCGCCGGGCUGGGAGGACGGCGGCGGAGGCUGGAUUUGGGGAUAGUAAUGAAGAUGAGAUUGUUGUGACUGAGAGGAAUACUAUUUUGCAGGAGUUGAAUCUGUGUGAUUGGCUGGAGAUGCCAUUGAUGGAGAAGAGCAAUGGUCAUGAGGUUGAGGGAGAGAAUGGCGGCAGCAGCGGUGAAGCUUCGGGGAGUUUAUGGACCAUUGAAAUGAUCGAGCGGCUCGGGUUUGGGCCGGCGGUUUAUGGGGAUUUGGACCAGGCGGGUUCGGUUUGGGACAUGGGGUAUCAUGACAUGGUAGAUUGA
Molecule: messenger RNA, 1275 nt
Organism: Salvia splendens (bonfire salvia)
Lineage: Eukaryota; Viridiplantae; Streptophyta; Magnoliopsida; Lamiales; Lamiaceae
Product: putative ETHYLENE INSENSITIVE 3-like 4 protein
Exons: 1
Coding region: 1-1275 (424 amino acids)
Cellular component (GO): nucleus
Molecular function (GO): DNA binding; DNA-binding transcription factor activity
Source: RefSeq, a predicted model, not a curated record